AGUUUGUUUUUGCAUAUGACUUAAACAAAAUCACGGUGACACAUUAUUAAAACAAUAAUUAAUCAUGGAUGAUAAAAAAACACAUAAAUUGUUGGACAGUAUUAACCCCGAAGAUAUCGUUAUUUCUGGUAUUAGUGGAAGAUUUCCAGAUUCAGACAACAUGAAUCAGUUACGAGAAAAUCUAUUUAAUAAAAUCGAUCUUGUUAGACCAAAUCAUGGUCGAUGGAAAAUAGAUCAUUCGGAUUUUUCAAACCGUAUGGGAACAAUUAGCAAUAUCGAAAAAUUUGAUGCAGAUUUCUUUGGAAUAUCUGUCCAGCAAGCACAUGUAUUCUCGCCCGACGUAAGAAUGUUAUUAGAACAUUCUUACGAAGCUAUUAUCGAUGCAGGAAUUAAUCCAAAACAACUACGAGGAACAAAUACUGCCGUAAUCAUAGGGAUAGCUUAUAUUGAAUCACAAGGGCAAUUAUUGUUUACUGGUGUUCAGUCAGGUGGUAAGAAUAUUGUUGGAUGUGCCAAAGCUACAACGGCAAACAUGAUUUCACACAUCUUGGAUCUGAAAGGAAUAUCAACUACUAUCGAUUCAGCGUGCAGUUCAAGCUGUUAUGCCAUGGCCGUUGGUUACGAUUAUAUCAUGUCUGGCAAAUGUGAAAAUGCGAUAAUUGGAACUACAAAUAUAUGUUUACAUCCCCUGAUAACUUUACAAUUCGCACGUCUAGGUGUUUUGUCACGUAGUGGUUACUGCAGACCAUUUGACAUCUCUGCAGACGGUUAUUCACGUAGUGAAACAGUAGCAGUGAUAUAUCUACAAAAAGCAAAAAAUGCAAAAAGAAUUUAUGCUGUAUGUUCUCAUAUUAAAUUAAAUAGCGAUGGUUACAAAGAGGAAGGUAUAACUUAUCCAUCGGCACAAAUGCAAACCGCUCUACUGAAAGAAUUUUAUGAUGAAUGCGGAAUACCGCCAACUUGCUUGGAUUACAUUGAGGCACAUGGUACUAGCACCAAAGUUGGCGAUCCUCUCGAAAUCAAUGCACUCUAUACUGCUUUGGGUGCGAUUAGAGGAACUCCAUUAAUGAUCGGUUCCGUAAAAUCUAAUAUGGGUCAUUCUGAACCCGCGAGCAGUUUUGGUCAAAUUGCUAAGGUAAUAAUAGCAUUUGAAACUGGUUUUGUUCCACCAAAUAUCAAUUACACGUCACCACGGCGUGAUAUAGAGGCCUUAUUAAAUGGAACUGUACGUGUCAUCGAAGAACCAAUGCCAAUUAAAAACGGUUACAUUUGUUUGAAUUCUUUCGGUUUCGGAGGUGCCAACGCUCAUGUGUUAUUAAAAUGGAACGACAAGCAAAAAAUUAAGGAUCGAGUAACGAACGAUGAUCUGCCUAAACUUGUAAUAUUAUCUGGUCGCACUGAAGAAUCAGUAAAAUUAUUUUUAAACGACAUUGCUAAUCAAUCGAUAGAUAUAGAAUAUAUCCGUUUACUGCACGACGUCCAUGCUGACAAUAUAGAUGGUCAUCCAUGGAGAGGAUUCAUUAUACUGAAUAAUUUUAAACAAGAACCAAUAUACGAAAUUCAAAGUUGUGUCAAUAUGAAAAGACCAGUUUGUUUUAUAUUUUCUGCUUUAGGCUCACAAUGGCCAGGAAUGGGUCAAAACUUAUUAAAAUUUCAUAUCUUUGCAAACACAAUAAGAAGAUGUGAUGAGUUUUUAAAACCAUAUAGUAUAAGUAUCAUGGACAUUUUGACAGACACAACUCAAAACGUUUACGAAAACGCAUUAUACGCUUUUGUUGGCAUCGUCGCUAUUCAGAUUGGCUUAGUGGAUCUUCUAACAUCCUUAGGAAUUAUUUCGGAUUACAUGAUAAGUCAUUCUGCUGGUGAACUCGGUUGUGCAUACGCGGAUGAAUGCCUCACCAUUGAACAAACUAUUUUAUCGGCAUAUUUUAUCGGUGUUGCAUGUGUCGAAGAAAAAAUAAUUUCCAGCUCUAUGGCACUUGUCAGCUUAAAUUAUAAAAGUCUAAAAGAUAUGUGUCCAACGGAUAUUGAGAUAAUAUGUCGCAAUAGUAAGAAUAGUAGCAUUGUGUGUGGACCCACAGAAUCCGUACAAAAAUUUGUGAAAAAAUUACAGCUUAAUAAUAUUCACGUGAAAGAGAUCCCCUGCAACGUACCAUAUCACAGUUCUUAUCUUGCAUCCGUGAAAACUCAGCUUUUGUGUAAUUUAAACAAAGUAAUACCAUGGUCAAAAAAACGGAGUUCAAAAUGGAUCAGCUCCUCCGUACCGUGUGCUGAGUGGUUUACAUCAGCAUCGAAUUUAUCAUCGGCGGAUUAUCAUACACGCAGCAUAUUAAACAACGUUCUCUUUGAACAAACGACGCAUCUAAUUCCAAGUAACGCUGUAAUUAUUGAAAUAGCACCAGACGGCGUUCUCCAGAGUGUUUUGAAGAAAUCCUUACAUCCGAAAGUGACAAACAUUGUAUUGAAUCAACGUACUGACGUCGACGUAUUUUUGCAAAAAAUUGGAAAGCUCUAUAAUUGUGGUUUACAGCCGCAAGUCGCCAAUUUAUAUCCUCCAGUCGAAUUUCCAGUUAGUCGAGGCACUCCUAUGAUCGCUCCGUCGAUCAGAUGGGAUCAUUCCAAAGAUUGGUUUACAUUUAAAUAUCAAGAACAAAAAUAUAAUGAAUUCCGAGAAAGGCACGUUGAAAUCUUACUUCAGAGUGAGGACUAUGAAUUUAUGAGCGGACAUGUUAUAGAUGGGAGAAAUUUAGUACCAGCGACCGGUUAUCUUGCACUUGUUUGGGAAACUUUCGGCAUGAUAAAAAGAAAAAUAUACACAACAAUUCCAAUAACAUUUCGAGAUGUACGCUUUAUUCGUGCUACCCAUUUGUCAAGAAAUGAAGCUACAAACUUAAAGAUUGCAAUAAUGAAAGAUGGGAGAUUUGAAAUAAUCGAAGGAGACAACGUUAUAGUAACUGGUAGAGUGUACGAGCCAUCGAAUCCAGAUCAAGAAAUUACUUCUACAGAUAUAUUAUCGAAAAAUAAUGAAGAAGAACAUAUGACUACCAGAGAUAUUUACAAAGAGUUGAAAUUGCGUGGUUACCAGUACAGCGGCUUGUUUCGUGGAUUACACAGCGCAUCUAUUUCAGGCAACAAAGGACACGUCGCUUGGAGAAACAAUUGGGUAACAUUUAUGGAUACAAUGCUACAAAUGCACAUUAUCGGACAUGACACCAGGGAUUUGUAUGUUCCUACGAGUAUUGAAAAAUUGGCAAUUAAUCCUGCGCUUCAUGCUUGGACAGUACAACAAACUGAAAACAAAGAUCAUACGACAAAUGCAAAUAAACAUAUUUUAUUACCAAUACGAGUAUACAAAGAGAUCGACACGGUCACAGCCGGCGGAAUAGAGCUUCGAGGUGUCAAAGCCACUCAGAUCGCUCGCAGGAAAAUGGAUCAAGAUGCUAUUAUCGAAGAAAACAUAUUUGUAGCUCAUCUUGAUCGCGCAAAGAUUUCUUUAAGCGAAGCGAUACGAAUAUCCGCACAACUCGCCUUCGAAGAUCAUCAGGUCACUAAAGUGAAAGUCAUUGAGCUCGUGGAAGAUGAUGAUAAUGCUGCAUUAGAGUCUCUAUCAUCUUUACUGUUGAUUGAGGCUUUUAAUGAUAUACCCUUGAUACAACCAAAUAUUACCCUUUUAACAUCGCCGAAUCGUUUUAAUCCAGCAGACCUGUCGCAAAACAUUUUGAUUGCUGAUUUGAACAAACCAAUUGUGGACGACAAAGUUUUAAUAGUAGCUGGAUUCAAUCUUCUAACCAAACAACAAACUUCUCUAAAACGACUUUUGCCAUUUCUAAAAGAAGGUGGUUAUCUGUUGACGCGCGAAAAAUGCGACGUAUAUGAUUAUAGCAAAUAUCAGCAGCAAUACGAAUUAAAUGUUAUUCUUGAAAAGCGCACCGAUAAAGAAAUCAUUGUUUUUAUGAAGAAAAAAGUUCAGAUAGAAAAAAGAAUUGUUGUUCAUAUAAAUAAUGAUAACUUUAACUGGCUGAACGAUUUAAAACCGCUGGUGAGUGACGAGAAUAAAUUCGAAAAGAACAGUAGAAUCAUAAUUGUUGGAGAGGGAGACUCUGAGUGUGGUCUGUUGGGUUUUGUCAACUGUUUGAAAAAAGAACCAGGUGGAGAACUCGUUAGAGGUGUGUUUAUUCAAGAUGAAGAGGCUUCCAAAUUUUCUCUUCAGGACCCCUUCUAUUUACAGCAAUUACAAAAAGAUAUGACCAUUAAUGUGUUACGAUCUAACGGAAUAUGGGGAUCGUACAGAUAUUUACAAUUACCACGGCAAAAACCCGAGCCUGUUCCAACCGCACACGUCAUUCAGACGGUCCGUAAUGAUCUGAGCACAUUUUGUUGGGUGGAAAGCGACUUAUCUGUUAAACUUGAUCGUAAAGAUUUGGUAGAUGUUGUCUACUCGUCUCUCAAUUUUAGAGAUGUAAUGGUUGCAACUGGUAGAGUAGUAUUUAAUCAAAUUUUGAGAGAACGAUUAUGUCAAUAUAUUCCUCUGGGAAUGGAAUACGUUGGAUUUGACGUCAACGGGCAACGUGUAAUGGGACUUAAUGAUACUAACUGUAUAGCAAGCGUUGUUGCAGCACGUGAAAAUAUGUGUUGGAAGAUACCAGACGCGUGGACAUUUGAAGAAGCUGCGACAAUCCCAUGCGUUUAUGGUACGACUUACAUCGCUCUUUACAUUCUUGGAAAAAUGAAAGAAGGUGACAAAAUACUUAUACACUCUGGUACUGGCGGCAUUGGACAGGCAGCUAUUAACCUGGCUCUCAAAGAAGGAUGCGAAGUGUUUACUACCGUGGGCACAAGCGAGAAGAGAGAUUUCAUUAAAAAACUGUUUCCCUCAAUUUUAGAUGAACAUAUUGGAAAUUCUCGAGAUACCAGUUUCGAACAAAUGAUAAUGCAUCAAACGAACGGUCGCGGCGUCGACAUCGUGUUGAAUUCAUUGGCGGAGGAAAAGUUAAUAGCGUCUGUUAACUGUUUAGCACAAAACGGCCGUUUUCUAGAGAUCGGCAAAUUUGAUUUAACUUCUAACAAUCCUCUAAGUGUGUCCGCGUUUCAAAAAGGAAUUAGUUUUCAUGGGAUUGUAAUCGAUGAAAUGAUAUUUGGCAAUCAUAAGAAUAAUCACAUUUUGCACAAAAUGAUAGCCGAUGGUUUGAAUAACGGAGUCAUCAAGCCAAUUCAAGCAAAAGUUUUUCCGAAAACAGAUAUUGAACAAGCUUUUAGAUACAUGGCGAGUGGAAAACACAUGGGAAAGAUUAUUCUAAAUACGCGGGAGAAGAAUAAGCCUUUAGACGAGCCUGUUAUCGCAUAUCGUCGCUAUUACUGCUACGCGAACAAAAGUUACGUUAUAUUAGGAGGCCUAGGUGGAUUUGGUUUGGAGUUAAUUGAUUGGUUGAUAUUUCGGGGUGCCAGAAACGUCGUGUUGGUUUCACGAACUGGAAUAAAAAACGGUUACCAACGCAUGAAGAUUCGACUGUGGGAAUCGUAUGGUGUAAAUGUGCUAAUCAUCAAGAAUAUCGAUGUCGCUGAUCCGAAGGAUUGUGAGUACCUCUUGCGGUCUGCGGAAAAAAGGGCACCCGUGGAUGCAAUAUUCAAUCUCGCUGUGGUGCUGAGGGACAACGUUUUGAAGAAUCAAACCGCGACAGCAUUUGCAGAGUCCUUUCAGUCGAAGGCUCGGGCAACGCAAGCCUUGGACAAAUAUUCCAGAAAGAUCUGCUCCAAGCUGCGACACUUUGUAGUGUUCUCUUCCGUUUCUUGCGGCAGAGGUAAUCCUGGACAGACUAAUUACGGCAUGGCCAACUCCGUUAUGGAAAGAGUGUGCGAAAAGAGAGCGGAAGAAGGAUUACCCGCACUGGCAAUUCAGUGGGGAGCUGUGGGUGAUGUGGGUCUCGUCGCUGACAUGCAGGAGGAUGAUAAAGAACUGAUUAUCGGCGGUACUUUGCAACAAAAAAUAUCCUGCUGCUUUAACGAGCUCGAUAAGUUAUUACUUCAAAGUCGGCCGGUGGUGAGUAGCAUGGUGGUAGCUGAAAAAAAGACGGGAUCUUUCGGAAACCUGAUAGAAACUGUUGCCAGUAUUUUAGAUAUAAAAGAUAUAAAAGUGAUAAGUCACAAUAUGUCUCUAGCCGAACUUGGAAUAGACUCCAUGAUGGGCGUUGAAAUCAAGCAAACUCUAGAACGAGAAUUCGACAUCUUUUUAACUGCACAAGAAAUACGAAAUCUCACUUUUGCGAAACUCAUUAAAAUGUCUAACGUAGACGCCAGCGAUUACACGCAAAAUAAAACGACAAUUAAUACAGAGACAAUAGAAGUCAUAAAAUUUUUAGUUGGCAUUGUAAAGGACAUCGAUUUUAUUUCAGAAACCAGUAUUGAACUUUCGACUGGUAAACAGGAAACUACAACUGAAGUUUUUCUUAUACCAGGUGUAGACGGGUGUGCAACUGUAUUUAAUCAUUUAGCCCCAAAUAUGAAAUAUUCAACAACGUCCCUGCAAUAUAACACAAACAACAUUGAUGCAAACAUUAUAGCAAAGACGACUAAUCAUCUCGCAAACCACAUUUUAUCAUCAAAGUUGAAAGGUACAAAAGACUUUGUAAUAGUAGGAUACUCCUUUGGAUCUUUUAUCGCAAUCGAGUUGACAAGAAGGUUAGAAGCCAUGAACUUUAAAGGCCGUGUGCUUCUUAUCGACGGCGCUCCUAAACAAAUACAGACAAUGUACAAUAAUUAUGCGUCAGAAAUAACAGAAACUGACCUUCAAAAUAGUGUUCUAACUAAUAUUAUGGAUAUCUAUUUGCCAGAAACUAGUAAAAAGAUUUUAACGGAACUGGAAAAAUGUGAUACCUGGGAAGAGAGAUACAAUAUUUUCUCAAAACAAUUCUUAGCUAUGAAUAAGUUACUCUCACCAACGAAUUUAAAAACGCUCUGUACCACAGUUUAUACACAUUUAUCCAAUGUUCCAAACUAUGACAUUUCUACGUUGUUACCUAUCAAAUCUCCAAUAACCUUAUUAAAAUGUACAAAUCCUUUGCAUAAACUAAAGAUUGAGGAAGAUUUCGGUUUGCAGAAGGUAACUCAAAGUGUGGUGAAGGUACAUUACGUUGAAGGUACUCAUGUAACAAUCUUAAAAAAUGAAAAAGUGCUAGCUGCAAUUAACGAAGAACCACCGUUUACAUUUUGAUUAAAAUAAAUAACAAAUUAUUAUUAAAAUUAUAUGCACUGGUGAAUUCUAGGGGAAGGCAUUUGGGGUUAAAACCCCGUCUUUUAAAUUAAAAAAUUAGUUUUACUGAAUCUGUUUAAAAAAUUUAAGUAAAACGAUGCAGGCCGAUUAACGCGGUCAAAUCGUUAUACAUAAGAUUUACUGUGUUCUAAUUGUUCGAUGUCCGAUGUUUAGGGAAAAAUUUUAUUAAUCCUUCUUUUCUUUUCCCCCAUUAUUGACAACAGAAUAUAGACAUUAUUGACAGUAAGUCGAUAUUCUUUCUACUUUUUUGGGGUGAUUAUGCUUCACGCAAAUUUUCAUAUAUAUAUAUAUAUAAAACAUAUUAAUAAACAAAUACGACUGAGAGAACUACUCAGUGCUCAAAAAUAAAUUAAUAAACAAAUACGACCAAGUGAUAAUAUAAUAAUAUCAUAUUAAGAAAGCUUUCUUAAUCACUCGGUCGUAUUUGUUUAUUAAUUUAUUUUUGAGCACUGAGUAGUUCUCUCAGUCGUAUUUGUUUAUUAAUGUGUUAUAUACAAAAAUUUGCGUGAAGCAUAAUCACGUGAAACAAAAAAUUUAGAAAAAAUAUCGGCUUACUGUUGUCAAUAAUGUCAAUAAUGUUAAUAUUCUGUUGUCAAUAAUAGUGGAGAAGGGUGGAGGAGUUAAUAAAAUUUUUCCCUGAACAUCGCCCGCGUUAAUCAGCCUGCAUCAUUUUACUUAAAUUUUUUUAACAGAUUCAGUAAAACGAAUCUUUUAAUUUAAAAAACGGCGUUUUAACACCAAACCCUGUCCUCUAUAAUCCGUCAUAUAUAAUCCGCCGCAUAUUAUAUAUAAUUUUAUAUAACCUUUAUUACAAAUAUGUAUA
Messenger RNA from Monomorium pharaonis (pharaoh ant), 8090 nucleotides. Its product is annotated as fatty acid synthase-like. The coding region runs from base 65 to 7207 and encodes 2380 amino acids. NCBI's taxonomy places the organism in Eukaryota, Metazoa, Arthropoda, Insecta, Hymenoptera, Formicidae. The transcript has 20 exons. The record is from RefSeq and is a predicted model, not a curated record. Gene Ontology annotation, biological process: fatty acid biosynthetic process. Gene Ontology annotation, molecular function: 3-oxoacyl-[acyl-carrier-protein] synthase activity; fatty acid synthase activity; phosphopantetheine binding.